AUGGCGCUGAACCACUCCGACGCAGUGCGGGCCAUCCACAUCAAUAUGUUGCUGGCCUUGCCUCCGGAUGAGCAUAAGUCGCCGGAAAAGUACGCCAGGUACCGCCGAAAUGAGUAUAGCGAACAGGGAAUCCGCAACCUGGAGCGGACACAUUGGUUUGCGACCGAAGAGACCAAGCCAGUCACACUGGGAUAUGCCUUGCAUGAUUCGCCGGUGGCUAUUCUGGCCUGGUUUGUCGGCAAGCUGAACGCAUGGACGGAUGAGUAUCCUUGGACACCCGACGAGAUCAUCCACUGGGCACUUAUUCACUAUCAAGGCAGUCCCAGUGCGGCCAUGCAGAUCUAUAAAGAGGCGUCUGCUGUGUUGAACGCGAACCCGGAUAGCAUGCUCGGCCAAUGCAUCUGUCAGCCUGUCGGCGCCUCUGUCUUUCCCAAGGAGCUGUGGAUCGCACCACGAGAUAGGGUGGAAGAAGCGUGCAACGCUCAAUUCUGGAGACAUCACAGAGGUGGUGGUCAUUUUGCUGCCUGGGAAUGUCCCCAGGCGCUGGUAAACGACGUAGCAGAAUUCUACCGAAAGGACGGACCUGUCUUUGGUAGUGGAAAGUCUCCCAUGACCUAG
Molecule: messenger RNA, 618 nt
Organism: Aspergillus aculeatus ATCC 16872
Lineage: Eukaryota; Fungi; Ascomycota; Eurotiomycetes; Eurotiales; Aspergillaceae
Exons: 3
Coding region: 1-618 (205 amino acids)
Biological process (GO): epoxide metabolic process
Molecular function (GO): epoxide hydrolase activity
Source: RefSeq, a predicted model, not a curated record